UCCUUUAUACAUUCAUCCAUCUAUGAUGGUCUCUGGCCAGCCUCCUUUAUACAUUCAUCCGCCUAUGAUGGUCUCUGGCCAGCCUCCUUUAUACAUUCAUCCGCCUAUGAUGGUCUCUGGCCAGCCUCCUUUAUACAUUCAUCCGCCUAUGAUGGUCUCUGGCCAGCCUCCUUUAUACAUUCAUCCGCCUAUGAUGGUCUCUGGCCAGCCUCCUUUAUAUGUUCAUCCGCCUAUGAUGGUCUCUGGCCAGCCUCCUUUAUACGUUCAUCCGCCUAUGAUGGUCUCUGGCCAGCCUCCUUUAUACGUUCAUCCGCCUAUGAUGGUCUCUGGCCAGCCUCCUUUAUAUGUUCAUCCGCCUAUGAUGGUCUCUGGCCAGCCUCCUUUAUACGUUCAUCCGCCUAUGAUGGUCUCUGGCCAGCCUCCUUUAUACGUUCAUCCGCCUAUGAUGGUCUCUGGCCAGCCUCCUUUAUACGUUCAUCCGCCUAUGAUGGUCUCUGGCCAGCCUCCUUUAUACAUUCAUCCGCCUAUGAUGGUCUCUGGCCAGCCUCCUUUAUACAUUCAUCCAUCUAUGAUGGUUUCUGGCCAGCCUCCUUUAUACAUUCAUCCGUCUAUGAUGGUCUCUGGCCAGCCUCCUUUAUACAUUCAUCCGCCUAUGAUGGUCUCUGGCCAGCCUCCUUUAUACAUUCAUCCGCCUAUGAUGGUCUCUGGCCAGCCUCCUUUAUACAUUCAUCCGCCUAUGAUGGUCUCUGGCCAGCCUCCUUUAUACAUUCAUCCGUCUAUGAUGGUUUCUGGCCAGCCUCCUUUAUACAUUCAUCAGUCUAUGAUGGUCUCUGGCCAGCCUCCUUUAUACAUUCAUCAGUCUAUGAUGGUCUCUGGCCAGCCUCCUUUAUACAUUCAUCAGUCUAUGAUGGUCUCUGGCCAGCCUCCUUUAUACGUUCAUCCGCCUAUGAUGGUCUCUGGCCAGCCUCCUUUAUACAUUCAUCAGUCUAUGAUGGUCUCUGGCCAGCCUCCUUUAUACAUUCAUCAGUCUAUGAUGGUCUCUGGCCAGCCUCCUUUAUACGUUCAUCCGCCUAUGAUGGUCUCUGGCCAGCCUCCUUUAUACAUUCAUCCGCCUAUGAUGGUCUCUGGCCAGCCUCCUUUAUACGUUCAUCCGCCUAUGAUGGUCUCUGGCCAGCCUCCUUUAUACAUUCAUCCGUCUAUGAUGGUCUCUGGCCAGCCUCCUUUAUACGUUCAUCCGCCUAUGAUGGUCUCUGGCCAACCUCCUUUAUACAUUCAUCCGCCUAUGAUGGUCUCUGGCCUGCCUCCUUUAUACAUUCAUCCGCCUAUGAUGGUCUCUGGCCAGCCUCCUUUAUACCUUCAUCCGUCUAUGAUGGUCUCUGGCCAGCCUCCUUUAUACGUUCAUCCGACUAUGAUGGUUUCUGGCCAGCCUCCUUUAUACAUUCAUCCGCCUAUGAUGGUCUCUGGCCAGCCUCCUUUAUACAUUCAUCAAUCUAUGAUGGUCUCUGGCCAGCCUCCUUUAUACAUUCAUCCGCCUAUGAUGGUCUCUGGCCAGCCUCCUUUAUACAUUCAUCCGCCUAUGAUGGUCUCUGGCCAGCCUCCUUUAUACGUUCAUCCGCCUAUGAUGGUCUCUGGCCAGCCUCCUUUAUACGUUCAUCCGUCUAUGAUGGUCUCUGGCCAGCCUCCUUUAUACGUUCAUCCGCCUAUGAUGGUCUCUGGCCAGCACUCAUUUCUGGCAUGUCUGCCUAUUUAGUCACGUGUUCACAGGUCUCUACGUGUUCAUCAACAUUUCUGUCUAACAGCUGAACCUGCGUCCUGAAUUCUUUCCAGGCUCUGUGCCGUGGUUUGACCAAGUUGGCAGUAAAACAUUCAGCAUGUGGUUAACUCGGCCUUGGAGAUGAAGGGCUGCAGGUUUCUCUGGUUGGAAGGAGGAAAAUAAAAUCUGAAUGUGUGUAUUUCUGCUCUUGUAUGUUUCUGG
Molecule: messenger RNA, 1975 nt
Organism: Cyprinodon tularosa
Lineage: Eukaryota; Metazoa; Chordata; Actinopteri; Cyprinodontiformes; Cyprinodontidae
Product: extensin-like
Exons: 2
Coding region: 23-1750 (575 amino acids)
Source: RefSeq, a predicted model, not a curated record